CUCUCUCACACAGUCACACACACAGCAAAAGACGAUGAUCAUCCGAACAGUCCGAGCAACUUUUGCAUCAAUCAUUCUAUCAGUUCUCGUCUUCACAACUCUCUACCGCCCCCCUCUCUUCGAACAACAAAUCGCCGAAGAACACAAAUCCAUCAUAUACCCUGCCUUGGUUCACACGACAACGAAUUCUUCGCCGUUCAAUUCCAAUUGUGCAAUCGAAGAACAACAACAACAACAAGAUCAUCACUUACAAUUCUUCCUCAUUAUCUCAAUACUUUUUCCCGCCUGGGAGGUAAUUCUCCUUCUCCCUCCGAAUAAACUCUUACCGCCGGAUUCCACCGAUUUCUUCUGUUUAUACUCGAACAACCAUUCAUCUGAAGCGAUUCACUUAGGGAAAAUAUCCUCGCCGGAACGGCAGUUACUCAGAUGCAUAUUACCGGAAAGUAAUCGUCGCCGUCAGCCAUUUCCUCAACCUAAUUUGGUAGGUGGUAAUUCUCAAAUCGGAUUACCUUCUCCAAAAUCUAAAAUGCUUCAUUGGAAUUACAUAGUCUACGAAUCUCUAUCCACCGAACAAGACCUUAUCCUAUUCGUUAAAGGAAUCAAUAACCGUCAAGGAAUCAACAAAUCACCAACCGAAUUCCGUUGCCUAUUCUUCUUCGAUCAAAACAGAAUCAAAACCGCCGUCACCAUAUCUUCCCAAGAGGUUUUCCGAUGUAAUCUCCCUAUGAAUUCCAAUUAUCCGGCGACUAAAGUCACACUCGAAAUGGUCAAAUCGAAUCAAUUGAUCCCGUCGGUAGCGUACUACACUCCUUUCAGUAAACCAACAUCUAAACAAACCAAAUCGUUAAUGUGCGCUUGCACGAUGGUUUACAAUGUUGCCAAGUUUAUCAGAGAAUGGAUUGUUUACUAUUCGGCAAUCGGCGUUGAGAAAUUCAUCUUCUAUGACAACGGAAGUGACGAUGGGUUUGAGGAAAUUGUUAACCAGUUAAUCAAUGAAGGGUAUGAAAUCGAAACCCGUUUCUGGGUAUGGCAAAAGACUCAAGAAGCUGGAUUCUCUCAUUGCGCAAUUCAAUUUAAGGAAACCUGUGAAUGGAUGAUCUUCGUUGAUGUAGAUGAGUUCAUAUACUCCCCGUCCUGGAUUAAUUUCACAAACCCAGUUAAGAACAUGAUAAGUUCUCUCCUCCCUAAAUCAACAAACAUCAAGAACAGAGAAAUCAUCGCUCAAGUAAUGAUAAGUUGCUACGAAUUUGGUCCUUCAAACCAAACUGAACAUCCAGAGAUGGGUAUUACACAGGGUUAUGAUUGCCGGCGGCGUAUGGAUAAUCGACAUAAAUCAAUUGUUCUUUUGGAUGCGAUUGAUGAUUCGUUGUUGAACGUUGUUCAUCAUUUCAAAUUGAGAGAAGGAUACAUAAGAAGGAAGGUAAGUUUACGGGAAGCUGUUGUGAACCAUUACAAGUAUCAGGCAUGGUCAGAGUUUAGGAUGAAAUUUAGGAGAAGGGUUUCGGCUUAUGUAACGGAUUGGACACAAUCGGUGAAUCCUAUGUCGAAGGAUCGGACGCCGGGUUUGGGUUUUGACCCGGUUGAACCCUAUGGUUGGUCACAGAAAUUUUGUGAGGUAUAUGAUCAUCGGUUGAGAAAUUUGACCUGGAUAUGGUUUGGGUCAAAACAGGGUUCACAAAGAUUUUGAGGAAGAAUUAGUUUUGUAA
This is a messenger RNA of Impatiens glandulifera, 1706 nucleotides long. Its product is annotated as glycosyltransferase family 92 protein RCOM_0530710. NCBI's taxonomy places the organism in Eukaryota, Viridiplantae, Streptophyta, Magnoliopsida, Ericales, Balsaminaceae. The record is from RefSeq and is a predicted model, not a curated record. Bases 35 to 1687 code for a protein of 550 amino acids. The transcript has a single exon.